Molecule: messenger RNA, 2958 nt
Organism: Oryzias latipes (Japanese medaka)
Lineage: Eukaryota; Metazoa; Chordata; Actinopteri; Beloniformes; Adrianichthyidae
Product: tetraspanin-8
Biological process (GO): regulation of vascular endothelial growth factor signaling pathway
Cellular component (GO): plasma membrane
Source: RefSeq, a predicted model, not a curated record
GCACAUGUUCUGUGUGGUAGCUGGCCCCCAUUUCUGCUGUGAGCGCUUGAGCCGUGUGCCCCCAUCUCUGACAUUCUUUGCAGAAAGCUCCUCAAAGUCGCUGCUGCUGCUUCUCCUGCCGCGGGUAAAGAUGGGGAAAAUUAACGGCUGCCUGAAAUGCCUUUUUAUCUUCUUCAAUGUCAUCUUUGAGAUCAUUGGAUGUAUCCUGAUAUUCGCAGCCGUGAAGUCAAUGGGUGUCUCCGCACAGGUAUCGCAGUUUGGGGCCCCCAGCACAAGCUGGACGUGGGUGUUUGCCAUUGGAAUUUUUGCCAUCUCUUCGCUUGGAAUUUAUGCCGCCUGCUCCGAGAACGUCCUUGUCCUUAAAAUAUUUGCUGGCUUCAUGGGUACUGGAAUGGUCAUCAUGCUCAUCUUUGGGAUUUAUGUGGCUGUCAUGAAAAGCAAGGUACAUGACUUGAUUCAGGAAGGUGCCAAGACUUUGAUGAACGACAAAGCCUUCCAGGACCAAAUGGAUGCAGUACAAGAAUACUUGCAAUGCUGUGGAAUACUGAGCGCUGACGACUGGCAAGGAGCCAUUCCUGAUUCGUGUCAAUGCCCUGACAGUUAUGAUCUCAGCUCUGAAUGCAAGAGCAGACCUGUCGGAUCUAGUGGACCCGACCGUAUCUACAAACAGCCCUGCGCUAACAUGGUGACUUACUACAUAGACCUGGCCUUCAAGAUCGCCUUGGGCUUCUUCUUUGGCUUUGCUGCGAUUGCUCUCAUGGGCCUGUUGAUCUCCUUCCUCAUGAUCCAUCAGGUCAAACAAUACGAGGGCGCCGGACCGGCCAUGGCCAUGAAGAGCUACUGAAAAUGAGGCUCCGCCCUUUCCUCAGACCUCUGCACUGACGGGUUGAAACCCCCCCCCCCCCCCCCCCCUUGGGCUUCUCUGUAACCUGAAGUCUGCUUUUUACUUAACAGGGAAACCAAAGAAACAGAAGCAUGAACAUGGAAAUAUUUCACUUUGGGGAACGUUCAUUCUAUUUUAGCUUGAUAUGUUUAAAUGUAGUUUCAUAUAAGGAAACUCAUCUGUUUUGUGAUAUAUGACUGAACAUGUGUAAAGGUGUCUAAUCUUUAUUUUCUGGCUUCAAACAAAUGAAAGUAUUAAGUCUGCGUCAGUCUGUUCAGGAUAUUAGUGAGCGAGUCUCAAUCAAAUAUGACACUUUAAAAAAAAGUUUUUCUUUGAAAUUUAAAAACCUUUCGAAGGCUAAAACUGAAGUUUAGACAAAAAUACAAAAGUAGCUCUACAUUCUGCAACAGCACUUCAUUUUUUAAGGCUUAUUGGUUUAGAUUUACGUCACAUUUGGGUUUUAGGAGAAUAUUAAAUACAUUUUUCUACCAAUAAACUGACGGAACUGAAAAAAAAACUUUCCUUUUAAAGAAACUUAACUAUUCCAUUUUAAGCUGUUUAGAAAGUUAUAAUGAAUGCACCUCGCUAAGCAACAGUUCCUCUAUCUUGAAAUCAUUGUUUUUGUACCCAAUAAUCCAAACCUUUCUUUUUCUUUUCUUUUUUAUAAAAGUAUAAUUCCUUUUCAAAAUAUUUAUUUUUAUAAUGUCACAUUACAACCGAUUAUCCAAAUUAGCAGCUAAAAUGUAAAUGUAUUCAUGAGAAAUAAAUGCACCCCUAGAAAAAUACAAACGAUUUAUUUUGAUCAAACUUUUUUUUCAAAUAGUAAAGUUAUGUUUUUAUUUUAACAUAAAACCAAAUAAGAAAGUGAACCCUGUUGUUUUUUCAGACCAGUUUAUGUUAAUAUUCUUAUGUUAACUGUUUACUUCCUACAGAUAUAGCAGUGAAUUCAUAUUUUUCUAAACUUUCUUUUGUAAAACUUUAUUGGUGUAAAAAGCUGCUGGGGGACGGCCCGGAUGCUGCAUGUCAUGUAUCGGCGGAUCUCACUGGACGCUGUUCCAGCUUCUACCAAAGAUCAGCUGUUGCUCUCCACCGCAAGAAGGUACAAGGAUUUGCUGAGAAAACACAUCUGCACCCAGAGUGCAUCCUCAUAAAUAAACUCUUCAAAGUAAAAUCUCCAUUGCAUUUUUAAUGGGAUUUUAUUUUGAAAUAUCUCAAUCAUUUCGCUUCCUUACAAAUGAAAAAAUGAACCGUGUGCAAAAACAUUUCAGGUUUCCAUUUUUAUGUUUGCUUUUCCCAAUUUUAAUGAAAAGAGCAUAAAUUGAUUUGAAAAAGAGCGUUUUUGUGACAUUGAAAAUACGCUGGGCGGGGCCACAAACUCCUUGCUCCGCCCCUUUCUGAUCAUCCACCCGCAGACCAAUAGAUCCAUGAAUGUCUUUGUUUUCCUGGUCUGAGCUGGAAUCCGGAUCAGAACUGUACGGCUGGAUGGAUACGAUGCCGCUAAUGUUCGGUCGGGGUGUGGGGGGGCUGUAAGCUAGCGGGAGAGAGUGUGAACAAAGAGGUCUCAGUUUUGCUUGAUGGGAAUGGGGGCGGGGUCCCGCCCACACCUCAACAUUUUUAAGAGUUCCUUCAGAAACGAUGUCCUCAAAAACAGCAUCACGACAAUCAAAAGACCAGAAGAUGAUCGGAGUGGAACUUUAGGUCUAAAGAACUGACACAAUACUGCACAGGGAAAAAACACACAUUCAUGGUAAAAUGAACCUCCUGACCAUCACACUUCCACCUCCAUGUCCGACUCUUUCUCUACUGUUUUUUCUCUGGUAAAUUUUGUUCGUUUGCAUCCUUUUGACACAGAUUCUGACCGUCCAAAAGGUUUUUCUGCCCGUUGUCAGUCAGCAUAAUAUUAAUUUAAAAGUGUCGGGAAUGUUUGAAAAGUUCCUGAGUCAAAUGUUAUUUUCACAGCAUAGUGUAAACUCUCCCAUGUAUCCAUGUUUGUCCAUUUUCUUCAGAAUCACUGAUGUUUUAGGGAUUUUGAGUUUAAGAGAGGUCAAACUAAAAUAAAUGCUUCUGCUUACAUC